This is a messenger RNA of Archocentrus centrarchus (flier cichlid), 971 nucleotides long. RefSeq names its product claudin-4-like. The transcript has a single exon. Gene Ontology annotation, molecular function: structural molecule activity. Lineage: Eukaryota; Metazoa; Chordata; Actinopteri; Cichliformes; Cichlidae. The record is from RefSeq and is a predicted model, not a curated record. Gene Ontology annotation, cellular component: membrane; bicellular tight junction. The coding region runs from base 46 to 696 and encodes 216 amino acids.
ACUUGACUUUUAACAGUGGACACUUUACUUACACUGAGUCCAAACAUGUCUUCAGCAGAGAUCCUCGGAGUGGCCCUGGCUUUCCUGGGAUGGAUCUUAUCCAUUGCGUCUUGUGUUUUGCCCAUGUGGGAAGUGACAGCUUUUACUGACAGGAGCUUCAUCACUUCUGAAAUGACCUGGGAGGGCAUUUGGAUGAGCUGCAUGUUUCGGAGCACAGGUCAAAUUGCCUGUGACAUUUAUGAUUCCAUCUUGGAUCUGAAAGAGGUCACUCAGGUUGCUCGUGCCCUCACUAUCACCUCCAUUGUGUUGGGAAUUCUGGGACUUUUUGCAGCCAUUAUAGGGGCAAAGUGGACCACCUGUUUGGAUGAAGAGGCAGCCAAGGCUCGAAUGAUGAUAGUCGCUGGUGUGGCUCUUAUCCUAGCUUCUCUGACCCAGAUCAUACCUGUGUCAUGGUUUGCCCACGAUAUUGUUAAAGACUUCUACCAUUCAGGAGCAGAAGUUAAGGGGGAGAAGAAAGAGUUCGGUGAAGCUUUGUACCUGGGCUGGGCUGCAGCUGUUUUUCUUCUCAUAGGAGGCGGCAUCUUCGUGUCCAGCUGGCACCAGAAGCGUCAGAAAAAGUACGGGCCUCCGUCAAAGAUAUACUCUCAACCAAAGUCCGUCACCCCCAGUGACUACGAUAAGAGAGGCUAUGUCUGAAAAAACACAUCUGCUCUAUUCUCACAUCUUUGCCAUCAUGGAAGAGACGGCUCAGUAGGAGGAGGAGAGUCAUUCCUUAGAAACUUUAAUCUGUCUGCUUUCAUGCUGAGAGGAAAACUCCUCAUUCUGGCAUGGUGUAUCCCAUUUUUGUCAUAUCCUACAACAACUUUGCUUUCCAUUUGGACUCUUUUUUUUAAUCAACAGUGACCCAUUUGACUGCAAAUAUGUCACUGUUGGAAGAGCUGAGGCUAACAACUAUAUAUAUAUAUAUAUAU